AUGUCGGGCAUAGAAAACACGCUACAGACGGUGCAGAACCAGCUGGAGUCGAUUCCGUUCUACGACGACUUCAUGGACAAGUGGAACGAGUUUGCCGGCGACAAGGUCAAGACGAAAGACCCGUACGUGGAGACGAUGCCGGACGGGUCGACGCGCAAGCUGAAGUUGCCCGAAAACGCUAGUAAGGAGGAAAAAAAGGCCUGGAAACGGAUCCAGCGAAGAGCCUGGAUCGACGACAAGUGUUUCCUGGGGUGCUAUCCCGUGGACUGCGGGAUUGGGUUGGGCCCGAUCGUGGUGUGCCUGCCGGGAAUUGGGCCGAUUCUGAUGUUUGCCGUGCACGCGAGACUGAUCCACAUGGCCAGUCACGUGUUCGACAUUGACCCGACAACGUACUCGAAAAUGCAGGCCAACAUUCUGUUUGACUUUCUUAUCUCGCUGCCGCCGCUGAUCGGGUCGUUUUUUGCGUGGAUGAACGGCUGUUCCACCAGAAACGCUGCUCUGGUGCACACUCGCGCGCGCAAGCUGCUGAUUGCCCGUGAGCAGCAGCAGCAGCAGCAGCAGCACCACGCCCCAGACAACUACCAGAACAGACCCGUGCCCGCUCCACCGCCUCCGCCAGCCGCCAAACGGCCCAUUUGGUACUGA
This is a messenger RNA of Ogataea philodendri, 645 nucleotides long. RefSeq lists its product as uncharacterized. Lineage: Eukaryota; Fungi; Ascomycota; Pichiomycetes; Pichiales; Pichiaceae. The record is from RefSeq and is a predicted model, not a curated record. Bases 1 to 645 code for a protein of 214 amino acids. The transcript has a single exon.